CAGACCAGCAAAGGUCCCAGAGUGACCAGUGGACAUGAAGGUCACCAAGCCUAAGAAAAGAACUUAUAGGACUUCUCGAAUCUGGCGAAUCAAGUACCAGCCUCCUACGCUGUCUCCGCUAGAAACGCGACCCGCCGAGAUACUGCAAAAGGUUGCCGUGCUUAGCGAUAACCACUCCUACCAGAAGCUAGCAGUCUCAUCGGUUCUAAACUCUCCUGCGAGCACAUAUAUAUGCAUUUUUGUUUCCGAGGAUUUUUCUGCUACGACGACGAAGCUCCCGACGAGCUCUACCAAGAAUGGCUGUUUUCACGGCGCUGGAUGACGUGGAGUCUUUUUCAGAAAUACGUCACCAGAGCAUAUGAAAAGUACCACAAGCAGUGGUACGACAGUGACACAAUAUAUUACUAUUCAGUAUUUCGUAUAUCUCUUGGGAGGUGCGAAAUCAGAAGGAGAUGGAAACAGUUUGGGCAACCCGAUGUGCAUCCACCGAAGUUCAGUCCGUCAGACGAGGACACCGACACCGUUCUUCCCUACCUCAGCGCUAUUCAGUGCCACAUUUCACCAAAACUUCUGCAUGGACCAUUUACUCCUGACAAGCUUGCCUUUCUUCGCUUCCUGACAGCCAAUCCCAUUAUGGUGCAACAUACGAUCAAGAUAAAAAGACACUUACGUUCGGGAUGGUACCCUCCCUGGUCGACAUGGCAUGAGGCACUCAUGCUCGGUAACUACGAAUUAUUGUCUCUGUUACUCUCUGAUCAUCUGAUAUGGGCUGUUCGACCUACUGGAAAAUACUCAAUAAAAGCAGUUGAGGAAUACAAUUCCUCGAGACCCAUUCUCAAACUGCUGAUUGAGAAGAUAGUGAAGAGGUCUGACUACGACUUCAGUGAUCUCGCGUUAGCGGACUGCGUAGGACGGGCAUCAGACAGAGACAGGUCAGAUCGGUGUUGGCUUUUCGAGUGGAUUCAGAGAGCACGAGAUUGGCAAAAUGAGUCUGAUUUCGCUCAUCCGAGAGAACGAACGACGCCUGGACAGAUCAUAGAAAUCAAGUAUCUGGACAGUUUCACACUUGACAACGCUCAUCAGAACGAUCCUAAAUCGAAGAAGGAGCAACUUGAAAGCGAAGUAAAUCGUGAGGGCCUAUUCAAUGUUAAUGAAUUCUUCUUCUGGCGGAGAAACAAGGAGGAGUUAGAGCGCUAUCGGGUUUGAGGGAAUAGCAAGAGGAUACUACGAGUUCAAGGGACUGUAUAAACGUCGAUUUUCGCUCUUACUGCGACUAUUGCGUGCAAUACUCUGAUCUACCUGCUCUUCACCUAGUACAUUGAAAUCAGAGGGUUUUCGUUAGACACCACGCUCACUACGAGUGACAUCGCACCUGAGCCACGUGGGGUAAUAUACGAAGUAAGCGGAAUGCAGCCAAGACGCCAAUUUUCAGCCUUACCC
Messenger RNA from Mytilinidion resinicola, 1440 nucleotides. RefSeq lists its product as uncharacterized. Lineage: Eukaryota; Fungi; Ascomycota; Dothideomycetes; Mytilinidiales; Mytilinidiaceae. The record is from RefSeq and is a predicted model, not a curated record. Bases 232 to 1206 code for a protein of 324 amino acids. The transcript is spliced from 2 exons.